GGAACGUCAUUUUGGACUCGAGUGUACACACUGUAAUACUUAAUAAUUAAAGGUUAUAACCUAUUAUUUAAAAAAGAGUAAAAGAAAAAUGAAUGAUUACACAGUAGCAUUAGAUACUGAAACAGAACUGUUUUGUACAUUAUAUUUAUUUAUAAAUGUACAAAAUUCUAAUGAAGUAUGUAAAAAAGUUAUAAGCGGUGAACUUUCUUGUACUAUUAUGAAAGCAUCACUCAUAGUGGAUCCGUUUCAAGUAUUGAUAAGCGCAAACAAAGCUGCAAUUAAUGCAAAAACAAAUCAACUUACUACAAAAAAUGUACAUACGGAAAUAUUAUUUAAUUUGUCCAUGUCAAAAAAUAUAUCUCGUUCUUUGACUGAAUUUGGCAUUAGUGAUAGUGAUAAGAAUAUAUUAAUAGCAAUAGUACACAAAGCAAACGAAAAACCAACGCCAGAUAUAUUUGAAGAAGCUAUAAAAGGAGAAAGAAUAUCGAUAUCGAAAUUGCCGCAAUACACGAAUGUUGAGUUAGUAAAAAAGACGUACAAAAUUGAUAAAGAAGAAUUGAGUGUUUCUAACUUAAUUAAUUCUGUUGUAUCUAGAAUUAGUAGUAAAGAUUUUAUAUUAUUGAAAUGA
This is a messenger RNA of Megachile rotundata (alfalfa leafcutting bee), 628 nucleotides long. Its product is annotated as EKC/KEOPS complex subunit TPRKB. Gene Ontology annotation, cellular component: nucleus; EKC/KEOPS complex; cytosol. NCBI's taxonomy places the organism in Eukaryota, Metazoa, Arthropoda, Insecta, Hymenoptera, Megachilidae. The record is from RefSeq and is a predicted model, not a curated record. Gene Ontology annotation, biological process: tRNA threonylcarbamoyladenosine modification.